AUGGCCGAUCUCAUCGAGACGUUCUCCGAAAAGCCCUCCAUCCUGGGGCAUGCAGGUGAUACCAGCUCCGUGCAAACGACAGUUGCGAACAAUUCCGCGAUGAAACUCGGCCGCAUUGAUCUUCCAGAAUUUUCCGGUGACCGUUUAAAGUGGUCUCAUUUUUGCGAUAUGUUCAAGACUCUCGUGAUAAAUAAUUCGUCACUAAAUGGGAUCACGUGGUUGCAUUACUUGAUGUCCAAGCUUAAGGGCGAUGCCGCCGCUUUAUUGCGUAAUUUUAAAAUCACCAAAAAUAAUUUUGAGCCCGCAUGGAAGGCCUUGACGGACAAAUAUGCGAAUACGCGUCUGAUUAUUAAUUCUUAUUUGCAAACGAUCGUUGAUCUACCGAUUGUAAAAACCGAAUCAGCUAGCGCGCUUCGCAAUCUACGCGACGAGUGGCAGAUGGAACUGGGGGAUUCGUACGAUCCUCCUGAAUUAGACACGUUUCUAAAGUUUAUUUCAAAGCGAAUUAGAGGUCUCGACGACGAUAAUCCUUUGACUUCAAGCGAUAUUGUAUCCGAAAGGUCGUGUAACUUUAAGGCGAAAAUUUAUACUGCAAAUAACGCGUCCGUACAAGAUUCCCGGAAAUGCCCGGCUUGCUCGGAAAAACAUUUACUCUUUCGAUGCAAUCAAUUCGUCCCCUUGGACAUUGAUCAACGUUUCGCCCUAGCAAAAAAGUUAAAAUGUUGUACGAAUUGCUUGCGACUCGGUCAUUCCGUCAGCGCGUGUAAAAAUCCACAGAAAUGCUUCAAAUGCGACAAAGCACAUCAUACGUAUUUACAUCGCGAUAACAAGAGUAAUGAGAGCAUGCCUUCUUCCGACAAUCGCUCCGCUGACGCAAGCGUAGUGAAAACACAAAUUACCAGUCCGACAGUGCUCACUGCGUCAACGUGUCUACCGAAAAAUUCUACCGUGCUCCUCGCAACCGCGUGGGUGAAUUUGCGUACCCGCAAAAAUCGAAUAGUACGAGUACGCGCGUUACUCGACCAAGGAGCUACUCAUACGUUUAUCACGGAGACAUUGGCUCAAUUGCUGCAUACAUCCCGCCAACGGACGACUUUGCCCGUGACGUGUUUCGGCGAACGAUAUUCCGGCACGGCGAAAACGAUGAUACGACUUUCGCUCAAGCCGUGCGUAACAAACGACAUUUCUCUCCCAGUCGCGGCCUACGUGUUUAAUUGGAUCACGUCGUACGGUGCUUCGAAACGUAGCCCAGUCCCUGACUGGCCGCAUUUACAAAGACUUGAUCUCGCUGAUGCUGAUCCCACCAAUCGGACUCCGAUACAGAUAUUAAUCGGAGCGGACCUUUACGGAGCCACAUUACUAGAUGGCCUUCGAAAAGGUCCGUUCGGCAGUCCCACGGCCCAGUCAACGAUCUUUGGUUGGAUUGUCACUGGCCCUUCUAGUGAUAACGAUUCCAAUGCAUCUGUUUGCGUGGCAACUGUCAAUACUAUGGACGUUGACCUCAACCAAAUUCUCGUGCGAUUCUGGGAGACUGAGAAAGUUCUCAUGAAACCGAGCUCUACUGCGGACGAGGAGAAAUGCGAGCAUCAUUUCCGUAACACUCACGCGAGAGAUGAGAGCGGGCGAUACAUCGUUCGCCUUCCCUUUAAACAAUUUCCUCCACGUAUUGGAGAUUCACGCUGCAUCGCGACUCGAUUGUACGACAGACUCGAGAGGCGGUUAUCGCGCGAUGCUAGUCUCGCUACGUCAUACGAUGCGUUUUUUCAGAAGUACCUAGACCUAAGACACAUGGAGUUGGUCACCGGUCCAGAAUUGUCUCACGACCCCGUCGUCUACCUACCGCAUCACCCCGUCGUGAAGAGCGAAAGUUUGUCGACUAAAUUGAGGAUUACAGAUAUGCAUCCCGAGGAGGCCGAUUACCAGCGCAUUCUGUGGCGACCGUCAUCACAGACGUUUCUCCAGUCGUACCGUCUACGUACCGUUACGUAUGGCACCGUUCCCACUCUAUACCUCGCGAUACAAGUAUUGCACCAGCUGGUCGAAGAUGAAGGUCAUCGAUUUCCUCUUGCUCGUUCCAUUCUGCUACACGAGAAUUAUGUCGAUGACAUUUUAUUUGGUGCCCACGAUAUUGACACGGCCAAUGCCAUGAGAAUCCAAUUAGUCAAUAUGCUCGCGGCGGGCGGAUUCCGUCUGCGUAAGUAG
Molecule: messenger RNA, 2202 nt
Organism: Nylanderia fulva
Lineage: Eukaryota; Metazoa; Arthropoda; Insecta; Hymenoptera; Formicidae
Source: RefSeq, a predicted model, not a curated record